AUGCAGGUUGAAGAAAGUCGUUUGGGGGAUAACUUGAGGGGAGGGGGGGAUUCGGGCAGAGGGGGUGAUUCGGGCAGAGGGGGUGAUUCGGGCAGAGGGGGUGAUUCGGGCAGAGGGGGUGAUUCGGGCAGAGGGGGUGAUUCGGGCAGAGGGGGUGAUUCGGGCAGAGGGGGUGAUUCAAGGGGCAAAGAAGGAGACGCUGUAGAGGGGGCGUGCAACAAUGAGACUUGUGGGGAUAGCGAUGGUGCCUGUGACGUCAGUGGUGGUGGUAAUGAUGUUGAUUUGGGUGCAGUGGGUGAUGGUGCCGCCGCUGCUGCUGCUGUCGAUGGCAGUGCUAAUGCAGGUGGCGGGGCAAAACAUGGUGGUCGUGGCAGCGUAACUCACAAGGGGGACAGCAGCGACGGGGGCUCGACUAUAGCGGAGCAGCUACUAGCGAGGAUGGAGGAGGUGGCGAGGCUGAGUGAGGAGAACGUGCGAUACAGGGCCGUGUUUGAGCUCUCCAUGGACCCAAUCAUUAUCUUCCGUCUGCAUGAAGAAUCGAUAAUGGAUUGCAACGAGGCGGCAGUAGCAAUCCUGCGCUGCGCCUCCAAAGCAGACGUCAUGUGCCGCCCGUUCCACGUCAGCUUCUCGCCGCCCGUCCAGCCGGACGGCCGCCCGACGGCCGAAGCGGCCGGGGAGGUGAUGGCGAGGGUGCAGAGCGGCGAGGCGAUCAGCUUUGAGUGGAUGCACCGCGCUCUUGACGGGUCACCGCUCCCUGUGCUGGUUCGCGUGAAGCACAUAGUGGCAGCGGGGAGGGACUGUGUGAUUGUGGUGUGGCACGAUAUGAGGGAGGCGAAGCAGAGGGAGGAGGAGCUGAGGCAGGCUAAGGAGGCUGCAGAGGCGGCUAGUCGCGCCAAGACACAGUUCCUGGCCAACAUGAGCCACGAGCUGCGCACUCCCAUGAAUGGCGUGUUGGGGGUGGUGGAACUAUUACUAAGCUCGGGUGUGAGUGGCGAGCAGAGGGCACUACUGCAGGUGGUGCGGGCGUCAGGGGAGAGCCUCGUGCGAAUCCUCUCAGACCUCCUCGAUAUCACGCGCAUCGAGUCCCACUCCCUCGCGAUCUCCCUCGCGCCCUUCUGUCUUCACUCGGCCAUUGAGAGCACUCUCGCGCUCAUGAGAGUUGUUGCCGUCAAGAAAGGGCUGCAGAUGUCAGUCAGCAUCGAUCCAUGGACGCCACAGGAGGUGGUGGGCGAUGCAAUGCGGUUCCGCCAGGUGCUGCUCAACCUGCUUUCGAAUGCCAUCAAAUUCACCGAUAGAGGCUCUGUGGCAGUGCAUGUGACAAGGCUGCACAAACCCGCUCCCUCACAUGUCACCGGGGAGGCUAGUGGGGGUAGGGGUAGGCUCUGGGUUGGCCCGCCCUGGUCUGCCGAAUGUGUGCAUACGGGUGGUGGUGAUAGCAUGCCUGUUCAUCGCAGGGGAGGGGAGUGUAAUGUGGAGGACACUAGGCAGGGAGGGGCAGGACGGGCAGCAGGGGCAGCAGGGGCGGCAACAGGGGCAGCAGGAGCAGCAGGAGGGGCAGGAGAGGCAGCAGGCGGGGCAGCAGGGGGAGCAGGAGGGGCAGGAGGGGCAGCAGGGGGGGCAGCAGUAAGAGCAGCUGACUCCUCCUCCUCACGCCGCUUCGGAGGCACGGGCCUGGGCCUUGCCAUCUGUCACUCGCUCAUUGGCCUCAUGGGUGGGGAAAUCUCUGUGAACAGUCAGCCUGGGGUUGGGUCGGUUUUCACCGUCUGCAUCCCCUUUGGGAAAGCUCGAACGGAUGAGGCGGUGACUUUUGAGUCGACUCAAAAGGCCGGGUCGGCUUUCACCGUCUUCAUCCCCUUUGGGAAAGCUCGAACGGAUGAGGCAGUGGUGGGUGGGAUGGAUAAGCCUUCCCAAAAUGCACCUACGCGGGGGGCCAUCCAAGAACCGCAAACCACCUUCCCUGCUGCUACCUCCCUUGCUCCGUGUCCCCUUCCCAAUCCCACACCGCCCACUUUCCCUGUGCCCCCCUCCCCAUGUGCUGCUGCACAUCAGACGGCCCCAGAACCACCAGCUCUAAAACUACCUGAACCGGAACCAUCUGCCACAGCAUUACCUGCCACAGCUGUACCUGCCCCAGUUCUACCUGCCCCUGAACCACCCGCUUCAGAACCACCUGCCUCAGCACCACCCGCCCCUGAAGCACCUGACUCAGAAGCACCUGAGUCAGAAGCACCACCUUCCCCAGAUGCAGAUGCAUCAUUCCCCAUGCAGGCUGUGUCAGUACGCCCUCCCCCAGUCCUACCUGCCCGCGCCUCAGUUGAGCCUACACCCACGCCUCUGGACUCUCAUCAGCCUGAACCCCACCCUCUUCCCUCAUACCAGUCAUCUCCUGCCCUUCCUGCACCCCCCGCUUACACUCCACCUCCCACUAUCCCUGCACCCACAGUUCUACCCGCAUCGCCCGUUGUCACUACACCUCCCACUCUCGCUGCAUCUCCCGCUGUCCCUACGCCUCCUUCCGCCUUUCCUUCCUUGUCCCCUGCUCCUGAUAUGGCCUCCGUCUCGCCGUUACUCUCUCCCUCCCUCGCACCUUCACUCCCUGCGUCACUGUCUCCCUGUUCUGAAGCCGCUCCCAGCACCAACCCCCCUUCUAGUCCUCGUUUUAAGGCGAUUCAGAGCAGCCCUUUGCGCUCUGAUCUGGCUAAGCAUAUAAGACUUGAAGCAGCAGAGGAGGGUGUGAGCGCACACGUGGGUGUGAACAGGAGGGGAGGGGAGACAGAUGAAGGGGCCCGGGUGGGCAAGAGAGUCUGUGUCAGGCAGCAGAGGGGAAAGCAGGGCAGGGCGAAGGGCAAUGGGCGAUGUGCAACUGAAGAACGAUCACCGGAUGAAGAAGCACAGGAGCAGGGAGAGCAGGGAGGGCAGGAAGGGCGGACAGAGCCGCAGGUGAAGGGGUAUGGUACAGAUGGUGAAGCAGACGAGAAGAGAUCGCCGUUUGAAGGAAUGAGGUGUCUGGUGGCGGAGGACAACAGAGUGAACCAGCUGGUGGUGACUCGAUCCGCAGAUGCAGGAAGUUCACACCGUGAAGCGCAGGAACAACAGGGAACGACGCAAGGCAAGCAGCACGGCACAGACAAGGAGGGAGAAGGCAAGAGAUCGCCGUUUGAAGGAAUGAGGUGUCUGGUGGCGGAGGACAACAGAGUGAACCAGCUGGUGGUGACUCGCAUGCUGCACAGCCUGGGCGUGGCGUGUGACGUGGCCGUCAAUGGCCGGGAGGCUGUUGAUAAGUGUGCACAGCGAGACUACGACCUGGUUCUUAUGCUGGUGGUGACUCGCAUGCUGCACAGCCUGGGAGUGGCGUGUGACGUGGCUGUCAAUGGCCGCGAGGCUGUUGAUAAGUGCGCUCAGCGGGACUACGACCUUGUGCUCAUGGUGAGUCGUCUUAUAGUGAGUUGUCUUAUAGUGAGACGUUCAAGGGAUCUUAUUGUGAGUGUGCGGGGUGAACCAGCUGGUGGUGACUUGCCUGCUGCACAGUAUCUUGUUCUCAUGGUUUUUCCUUGUUUUCCUGCAUCCUUCUCUGGACUUACCCUCAUGCGCGUGACUACAGGACUGUCAUAUGCCUGA
Molecule: messenger RNA, 3618 nt
Organism: Closterium sp. Naga37s-1
Lineage: Eukaryota; Viridiplantae; Streptophyta; Zygnematophyceae; Desmidiales; Closteriaceae
Source: the annotation of a GenBank genome assembly